UGUAAGUAUUGGUGAGAAACCCAGGAAAAAAUAAUGCGGCCAUUUAUUAUAUUGUAUUAACAGGAAGAAACUUUUAGUUAAUGGAACUACAAUUGCCACAGGCCUGCCUUGCUGGUACCAUAAAGCUGCCGAUAAACAGAGGUGCACUAGUACCUGUCGAUACCGGUCACCAGAGACGCACUGGUACCCUAUCGAUGCCGAUCAUCAGAGGUGUGCUGGACCCCUUAUGUCAUGAUGUCAUCAUAUUGAUCAGGUGUUUUCAACCAGCACUGAUCGAUGGUUUUAAUGGAAUUCAAAGCUUGAUGGAUAUAUCGUCUGUAUUUGUCCUGUCGUACUCACGGUAAAGAGCUCUUCAACACCUCUUGCACAAAACAAAAAAUCCUGGAUGGCCGGGCAGACGAAGACUUCAGUCAGGUUUGAAAAGGCAAGAAAACAGUUUUACGUUACUGAAAGACAUAGAAAAGAAUCGAUUGCAGAAACAUAUCAUCAUGCCGUCCUGUGUUUGUUAUUUCCAACAGAUGACAGUGCGAUGCGUUCCAGAUUGAUUUCAAACACACAAGAGAGAAAUAUAAAGCGGAAGGAAAAAAGAAGUAUGAUGAAUUCACCACAAACCUUGCACAAGAUAUAAGCAUGACCACCACCACAGCCAC
Mercenaria mercenaria is the source of this 650-nucleotide messenger RNA. RefSeq lists its product as uncharacterized. The record is from RefSeq and is a predicted model, not a curated record. NCBI's taxonomy places the organism in Eukaryota, Metazoa, Mollusca, Bivalvia, Venerida, Veneridae. The transcript has 4 exons. The coding region runs from base 386 to 628 and encodes 80 amino acids.